Messenger RNA from Symbiodinium natans, 1641 nucleotides. The record is from the annotation of a GenBank genome assembly. Lineage: Eukaryota; Dinophyceae; Suessiales; Symbiodiniaceae.
AUGAAGGUUGUGAAGACGAUCAAGAAGGAAGAGUGUUCAGAGGAAGGUAAGUUUCUGACACUAAGGACAGUUUUCGAUUGGAGAAAGAGAGAUGGAGUUUGGAAGCGUAGAUGCAGAAUUGUGUGUCGGGAAUUCCGUGCGGGAGCCCAGAGCACGGAGGAGACUUUUCGUCCUACGUCAGGACACGCAGCAGUGCGAAUGAUGUUUCUUUUUCAUCUCAUCUACAAUUGGGAGCUUACAGUUCUUGACAUUCGUGACGCAUUCUUGCAAGUCACGCAGAAAGCUCUGAUGUAUGCUGAUAUCUCACCGUGGAUUCGAACACUACUUGGUUUGGAUGAAGACCACGUAUGGAAAGUGGAGAAGUGUCUGCCAGGGCAAAGAUCAGCGGCAGAACAAUGGUUUACCCAUUUGGUUGAGAUUUUGAAGCGUUUGGGAUUUGAGCAAUUUGUUGGGAUACCCUCAAUCUUGAAGCACCGAGUGAAGAAGAUUGCAGUGUCGAUUCAUGUCGACGACGAGCUAGUUGCAGGUGCAAAAGGCGAAGGAAGAUGGCUGAUAUGCGAGCUAGAGAAGUUUUUCAAGCUCACAGUUGAGGGACCGUUCCCAUCCCACCGGGGAUCGGGAGAACAGCUUCAUUACCUGAAGAGGACCUAUGAGUUCCUUGAAGAAGGAAUUUUGGUGACAGUGUCGAAGAAGCACUACGAGAAGCUUAGAGGACUCUACAAGCUGGGGAACCGAAAGCCAAGACAAACCCCAGAGCACCAGCUGAUUGGAACAGUGGACAAUUCCAAAGAACUGGAGGAGAACGAGUGCAAGAAGUUUCGUUCAGCGUUGGGAACACUGUUGUACAUUUCCCAAGACCGAUGGGAUUUGCAGCAUGUGACGAAGUGUUUGGCAAGUAAGAUGUCGAAGCCAACGGAACAAGCGUUAACCUGUUUGAAACAAGCUUUGCUCUAUGUGCAAGGAACAGAGCAACUGGGAUUCCUACUGAAGUACACAAAGGUUGGAAACAAGAUGAUGGAUGCGAUCUAUCAAAGAGAAGAGCAAGAAGAAGAAGACGAAGAAAAGAAAGGAACACACAGUAUGGAAGUAUUCACGGAUGCAGAUUGGGCAUCAGACCGUGAAGCGAGAUGGUCUACAUCAUCAGUGAUUGUGUGUGUGAAUGCAGUGCCAGUACUUUCGUAUAGCAGGACCCAGAAAGCUACAGCUUUAAGUUCGGCAGAGUCCGAAGUGCUAGCAUGCUCAGGAGGAGCAUCAGAAGCGAUGUUACUGAAGAAGUUGUGGAUGUUUCUUGCAGGAAAGUUACUCGUGGAGAUCCGGAUGGAUUCAAGUGCGGGAAGACAAUGGAUGAUGCGAACAGGAGUCGGAGGACUCAAACAUAUCGAUCUGAGAGUAUUAUGGCUUCAGCGAGGGGUGAAGAACAACAGCUUCAAAGCAAAGCCAGAGUAUCUCGAAGGAGAUUUCUCAUGUACCAUAUUGGAGCCAUGGUGUGGAAUGGAGAAAGUCAUGAGCGUUAUGGGAAAGAAGAAGCAAUGGAACAUGUGGCAGGUGAAGUUUGCCGAAGCCAAGUUCGAGCACUACGACAGCCAGACGAUUUUGGAGGACGAGAACGAGAAGAACGAGAAUUUGUUUUCAUCUAUGUGA